Folsomia candida is the source of this 7449-nucleotide messenger RNA. RefSeq names its product poly [ADP-ribose] polymerase tankyrase. The transcript is spliced from 8 exons. NCBI's taxonomy places the organism in Eukaryota, Metazoa, Arthropoda, Collembola, Entomobryomorpha, Isotomidae. Gene Ontology annotation, molecular function: protein binding; NAD+ poly-ADP-ribosyltransferase activity. The record is from RefSeq and is a predicted model, not a curated record. The coding region runs from base 397 to 7308 and encodes 2303 amino acids.
AGUUUGCAAACGUAUUCGCAAAAAAUAACAUGUUAGAACCGGUGUUUGUGUUCGCUGAAUCAUAUGAAAACAAGAUAGGAUUGGACUCAGGAUUUUUGCAUUACGUCAUUUGUUGCCAAUACAAAAACAGACUGUCGAGUUGCGACGAUGCUCACUCGUCCUGUGCACUUGAUUCACAAAUGUUCUCUCAUAAACAUCGGAAAACUUAAUAAAAUUACAGAGUGUUUACAAUAAUAAAUAUUUAAGUAUUUGGCAGUACCGAAUCUAAGCAUUUCACAGGCAAGCAAGAGAGGCAAAUUGAGACUCUUGGAAUUCAUAUAUACUCAUCAAUAAGAUGUCUCAAAGUUCUCAUCCCGCUUGUUCGUAAAGGCGACUAUAUAUACAAGUCUCAUCACAAUGGUUCGAGUGGGGGCAAAACGACGCCUUGACUUCGACAAGGCUAACGAUGCUCCCAAACCGAGUAAAUCCCCUCUUGGCAAAAGAAAGCAAUCGUCCAGCAAUGUCGCGAAAAAUUCUGACUCGAGUCGGUCCUCCAAAAGAUCCAGGAUCACUUAUCAAACACCGGAAUCAAUCACUAAAGUGCUGAAAGCAAUUUCAACAGCAAAGUCGAAUCACCAAAAAACCAACACGAAUAAAUCACCAAAAUCCGCACCUCCAUCUGUCAAGUCAAGUAUUGUCAAGCCAAAUACCAAUAAAAAAUCCAUGAAAAGAAUUUCUCCCAAGAGUAAAACAGUUACAAAAGCAAAAUCAAAACCUGCGUCAAAAAUAAUUAAAAAAUCCAUUAAUUCGAAGGUGACAAAAGUAUUAACCGUGAAAAGUAAAAGUAAAAGAGCUCCAACCUCCAAGGCACCGAACAAAUCAAAAUCCGACAAAGUCAAGAAAAUAUUAACAGCUAAUAAAGUAAAAAGUAGUAAGAAGCUCAAAAAUGAGACACCAACAAAUAAUGACCAACAACUUGUGGGUAGCAAGAAACGCAAAUCCAAAAAAGAAGCACUUAAUCCAAAUACCAAUGUUUCCGAAUAUAAAAAUGAUCCCACUUUCCAGUCCAACCUGGAAAUCCCUUAUAUUUCCACUCUUGCCCACUCCCGAUUGGUUUUUCGGGCUGUCAUGAUGAAUGACUGUAAAUUGCUAAAAACACUCGUAACCACCGAUGCAUCGCAAAUAUAUUCAUUAUGCCUGCCUCGUUUUCCCGUCGGCGAUGAUUCGAAUGCACUGGACAUUGCAAUUAAACUGCAAAACAAGAACGUGAUUAAGAUGCUGCUAGAACUCGACCCUUCGGUGGAGAAGAAAUUUGGUCCCAGUCCAGAUCUCCUCAUCCACACCGAGUCAACGGGACAUGGGUCAAGAAUGAUGUUUGGACAUGGCCUCAGAGCUGUCACCGUUGGUCGUGGUGGCAAAGAAGGUCACGCCGCGCUACUCAAGGACGACAGCACUUACAACAUUCAGACUAAAAUUCCAAACAAGAGCGACUUUGCAGGACACGUUGUUCGAGGAAUUGAAGAAGGUUUGCCGUAUUCCAUGGUGGAAUUUUUACUCUCAAUUAAUAAAGAUAAGGGGUCUUCAAUCAUGAAUGAGCUCCUCAACAAAAUUGAUACCAUUGUAAGACAUGGGAAUAUUGAGGUCGCUGGUAAACUUGCAGCCAAUGCUCUGAAACAUGGUGGUUUUGGCUUUAAUUUCCUUCAUGUCGAAUCAUUGACCCACAGUACCGAGCCGUUUUCAGAUUUCAAACCGGUAUCGGUCGUCAAGAAGAGUAUGUUCGGUUCCAGAUUUACUCCGAUUCAUUGUGCCGCAAUUAACCCAAAUCCUGAAUAUUUGAAAACACUUCUGCAUUCCAAGCCAGAGUAUGGCAUAGUCGAUCGACAAAACUGGACGCCAGUACAUUAUGCUGCAGUCUGUGUCGGAGAUGGACCAUUGAAGCUCUUGCUCGCCAGUGGUGUGUCAACUAUGGUGACUGAAAAGGAUGGCAACACCCCCCUCCAUCUGGCUGUGUCACGACGAAGACUUCACAACGUUAAAGCACUUUUGGCACAUGAACUGCAAAGUGCGAGCAAUAUGGAUGAUUCGGCCACAACAAGCGGUGCAAGAGUCCAAGCAACUUCCUCCUUGGAGAAAGUCAACAGAAAUGGAAUGCGAGCUUUGCACAUUGCUGCAAAAAGUGGCCAUUUGGAAAUUGUAAAAGCCCUUCUACAAGCCAAUGCUGACCCAGAAAAACCCACUCCUGCACAGCAUGACAAGAUGACGGCGUUGAUGCUGGCUUGCCUGUAUGGACAUCUUGAUGUGGUAAAACUACUCGUGAAUCAUGGGGUGAAAGUCGCAGUAACGGACAGACGAGGCAGAACCUGUAUAUUUCAUGCUGUUAUCAAUGGACAUGCUCACAUCUUAUCUUAUCUUCUUCGACUUGGUGUGAAUCAUCAAGUCCAAGAUUCCAGCGGUAAUUCUUUGGCACAUUAUGCUGCUGCCUAUGGAUGGUUCUUUGCCCUCAAAUUGCUCCUUGAAGCUGGUUGUGAUGUGGCGAAAGGCAACGACUGGAAGUUGACCCCUCUUGCUAUUGCAUUCAUGAAAGGCCACGUCGGAAUUGUGGAACUUCUAGUGAAGGAGCCCGGUGUCGAAGUCAACACGCCAGUCGAUGGGGACAGUGGAAUGACACUGCUACUGAAGGCCUGUUCGUCUACCACAAUGAAAUCAAGUCUAAUUCCUCGCCUAAAAUUCUUGAUUGAAGAACUUCGUGCCGACUGUACAACGCCAGAUUUUAAAAAUAAUAAUGCGUUACAUCACUUGGCUGGCCUCACAUUACGCAAAGAAUGGGAAGAUUUUUCAAUGAUGUUCAAUAAUUUGUCUCAAGCCGCGACGUUCCUAAUUGACCGAGGAUGUAACCUAAAUGCUGUCAACCUCAAAAACGAGUCCCCCCUAAUGAUUGCUUGCGCCAACAGAAACUACUGGUUAGCGGAAAAAUUCCUCGAUUCGGGUGUCAAGUUGAACACUUUAGUUGACUCGGGAGAUGAAGAUACCAUACUGCACAAGCUAGUUGGAAGCGUCAAGUCCCAAUACGUUCAACAUUUGUAUGAAAAACUGGCAAAAGAUGCAGAUAACCUGAAAGCCUUAAAAACAAUGGCACAAAUGAAAAACAAGGAAGGUCUAACCCCUCUUUUCAAAAUAUUUACCGAUAACAACACGACAACAGAUGCAAAUGAAGUGAAAAACAUUUGUAAUUUUGUCAGUUUUCUUGUAAAGAAAUUGGAUUCUGACGUAAAUGCAGUACGCAUGCAAAACAAGGUUCAAACCUCCAUGCUCCACUCUGUCGUGUGCACCAGUUAUGCCACACAAGUAUUAUCGAUUCUCCAAUUAAGGAAGCUAGAUUUGGACCCACUCGAUACUAAUUUUCGAACCCCACUUGCCACCCUAAUUGUUAACAAGAAGAAUAGUUCAUCAAUUCAAGUGAUAAGCUAUUUGAUCAAUGCCGGGGCAAAUAUCAACUUUAAAUCAAAAUCGGACGAUUCACUUAGUUUGCUCCUCCUACUGGCUAUGCAUCAACCCAGAAUGUUCAGCUUAAUUCCACAAAUGUUGGAAAAGGGAGGUGAUUUUCGAGAGGUUGAUCCUGAAAAGGGAAACUCAACAUUACACUUUGUGGCUCAAAAUCCAAAAGAAACUGGGGCCUUGGAAGCUGUCGUUGCACUUAUCAAAUCCGGUUCAAACGUAAACUUGGCGAACAAAGAUGGACGGACGCCGCUUCAUUUGGUGGUUAAUUCAAGAGGCAAUGAAACGGAUGUGGCUUACGACAUUGAAGAUGCGCUUCUCACAGCAGGAGCCGAUUUGCGUCUUAGGGACAUCCGACAUCGAACAUCUCUCCAUUACGCCUUCGUGAAAGUUGGUAAACCGCUGGAGAAAUCUAACUUGGACCCGAUUGAGCUGGUCAUGAUUCUUCUAAACUCAAUCAAAGGAACAAACAAGAGAGAAUUUGUGAAAAUAUCCGACAAAUUUGGAGCGACGCCUUUGCAUUAUGCUGCGAUGAGGGGUGCCACAAUUUGCUGUUCUUACUUUAGUUCAGAAAUGAAGGACAAUAUGGACAUCAAAGACUUGCGAGGAAAUACUCCUUUCGGUCUGGCAGUCUGGUGCGGCCACGAAGGAAGUGCACUACACUUUCAACAACAGGGAGCAGAUUUCUUACAAAUACUUGAUACAAAUAUUCAAAUUAUAAAGGAGCCUGGAAUUAUGGAUAAUGCGGAUGAUGAUAAGAAUAAUUCAGAGUCGGAUGAUAAUUCGAGCAAUAAUGACAGUGGCAGCGACAACUCGGACGAUAACAGUGAGGAAAAUAUGUCCACUUCAAGAGAACGAAAUUUCAAAGGAAUUUCAAUUGAACCACCCGAGGAAACACGGUGGAUUUGGUCCCACAGAGCCAAACAAGAUGAUGAAAUCCGAAGAAUGAAAACGGAGGCCAUGAAAUAUCCAAUAUUCCAAGAAGUUGUCAAAAGAGAGUGGCAAGGAAUUCUUCAUUUAAUGAUUGCUAAGCUUCAAUCAUCCGGUGCCAACAUAUCAAUUCCGGUGUCGACUGCAAUCAAAACCCAAAAAUUACGUUUAGCAUUGAAGCUCGUUCAUCGUGUGAAAGAUGUGAAAGAACUAGAGCAAAAUCAAGAAACCUUAUUGCACACUUUGGCAAAGCACUCCAAAGCUGGUGAACAGAGUGAGCUCCAAGUGCAGCUAUUAAACUUAUUAGUUGAAAAAGGCGUGGAUCCGAAACAGGGCGACAGUCUCAACUGCAACGCCAUUAGUUAUGCAGCAAUGAAUCAAAAUCAUGCACAAGUGGCAGCAUUGGAAAAGGUUGGUAUCACAGCACAAAGUAUUCCUUACUUGCCUCGUGACCACUUGGGUCGAACCCCAUUUUCCGCUCUGUUUUGGAAAUUUAACGAGUUUCUUAACAUUCCUCAUGAAUUGACCCUCUGGGCAGCCUCCCUUUUGGCUAAUGGGGCUGUUUCAGCCAAUGCUUUGACCCAGUAUCCAUUUGUUUUAUCGCCGUAUCCUGGAGUGAGAUGCCUGGUAAAAUAUCAUCAUCCUGAUCAAGAUUCUAAAUCAUUUCCACUCUAUUCCCCGUUAAUAGUUGCCGUCAUUCAUGGGCGAUACAACGUAGUAAGCUGGCUUUGGCGAUUAAAGUCGAGCGUCAGUUUUAAUUUCGGUGAUGAUCAAGGUCGUACAGCAAUGAUGCAUGCAAUUCGAUUAAAUGAUUUGAAAAUGGUAAAACUUCUCCUCAACCCACAUUCGUACAAUUCAGAGUUGGAUAUUGACCCAUGGAACACCAACUAUUCAAAUUGGGUCAGGGGAAAGUCUUCAGAAUUGAACCUUGAUGUUCAAGAUAAACGUGGUUGGACUGCCGUGGAUUAUUUGGUAUGCCCAUCUGUAGGAGACAGCCCACAAGAAAGUUAUUAUUAUGCUAAUGUGGAGCAAGUCUUGCUAAUUUUACACAAAGCUGGUGCUACUUUCACAAAAAAAUCUGGAGAUGGAAAAUCGCCACUAGAAAGAGCUGCUGAGCUCAAAAAGACCCACGUCGUCAAUGCCAUGUACAAAAUAUUGAAAACUCCUCAAGCACAACAACUCUCGUGUCCAGAAGAUUACGGCACGGUCGUCACAAUUCAAACGAACUGCAGUUUUGAUCCACCAAUCAAAGAUUUUAUGAACAAGGCUAAGCAGAUAUCAUUGGACAAAGAGGCUAAAAUGCCACAGAAAGAAUUGAAAGUGCUACCAGAUCCACUGUUGGAGAUGGAGGAAGAUAACUCGGAGGUAGUUCUUGACCCCGUUCAAGACACUCUGUUCGACUGCGUUCUCACGAAUGUGGAUUUAUCCUACGGAAUGUACGGUCUAUACAACUUUUAUAAGAUGCAGGUCGUUAAACAACCCCGUGGGAAGCAGUUGGUUGUCUUGUUCACACAAUGGGGACGAGUCGGAACGGAAGGUCAAUACCAAAAAACACCAUUUCCAUCGGAAGAAGAAGCAAUCAAGGAGUUUAAGAAAAUUUUCAAAGCGAAAAGUGGCAACAAUUGGGACGACGGUAAAAAUAAUUUUAAGCCUAUUCCGAAACGCUACCGUCUCGUCCACAAGGACAUAAAAGCGAAAAGACCAGCCGAGCUCACAGUCGAUUUUGAAAAAUUGGAAGAGAGUGAAAAAUCAAAUCCCUCAAAGUUGAACGCUGAAGUGUACAAAAUUAUUAGAAGCUUUACAAUGGUUCACAAAAUGGAAAUGAGCUCCAACCAUUACCAAAGUUAUCGAAAUGUUCAAACCUCGCUGGAAGUAUCAAAAUCCCUUCCCAUUAUUUCAACCGAAGCAUUACACAAGGCAAAUGAAGUACUUAAUCGUAUUAAGGUGAUCUUGGCAGAAAAACAGCAAAUGCAGUAUAACCACUCUACUGAAAACUAUACAGAAGAGCAGCGUCUCAAAAUUUUUGAACAAUUGAUCGCAGCUAGUGAAGAAUUUUAUGCCUUGGUUCCAGUUUACGGAUUUGCUUCCGAAGCUUUGCAACCAAUCUUCGAAUUGUCAAAUCUACACGAACGCCAGGAAGAAAUAUACAGCUUGAUUCACCUCGGUUUUGCCAAGGAACUAAUUUUAGCAGCAGAAUAUAGUUCCCCGACCACAAAUCCAAUAGAGUACAUUUACCAAUGUUUAGGAACAAAAUUGGCACCACUGGACAUGGCCCAGAAAUCAGAACAUUUUGAAGCACAAUUAAUCCUUCAGUAUAUUCACAAUACAUCCCCCAAAACUAAAGUUGAAGGGAUUUAUCGAAUCCAAGGAGCAGAGAAGCAUGAGAUCACUGUUAGAAAUCGAUGGCUCUUGUGGCAUGGAACUAAAAAGGAAAACAUACUUUCGAUUUUACACUCUGGUCUUCAAAUUGCACCACUGGGUGUGGAUCGCAUGGGAGAAUUAUUUGGCAAAGGAAUAUAUUUUGCCGAUACAUUUGCAAAGAGUGAGGGCUACACUAGUAGCUACGACCACCAUCAACAAAAAUCAUCAAAGUUCAUCUUUCUCUGUGAAGUUGCGUUGGGUAAGAUAAAAGACGUCAGGAUAAACAGCACCGAUGUCAGCAAUCAUAUUCCAGGGACAGAAAGGUCACUACAGAAGGGUUUCGACAGUUCAAAAACUGCAGAUUCAAGAUUCAUACCUGAUCCUGGUGCUACAGUUUUCUGGAAUGGAAAAUCCAUUCCUUUGGGAUCCUCGGUUGAACAAGUAUUUCCUAAAAAUCAGUAUUAUGGAUUAAACUACAAUGAAUAUAUCAUUUUCAAUCCUAAGCAAGUUAAACUGCGGUACUUGGUUCAAUUCACCAAUUGAGAAUAAGUUUUGCAGAGGAAUUACACAAACUUUAUUUUAAUCUAACUACAUUAACCUUAUUCAACGAUUAAUCUAUCAGGUUGUAGUCUUCUUGCCGUAAUCUGUUGAACAUUAAUAAAAUACAUGUAGUCCAUUCCAUGA